Messenger RNA from Diaporthe amygdali, 957 nucleotides. RefSeq names its product Aldo/keto reductase. Gene Ontology annotation, cellular component: cytoplasm. The record is from RefSeq and is a predicted model, not a curated record. Bases 1 to 957 code for a protein of 318 amino acids. NCBI's taxonomy places the organism in Eukaryota, Fungi, Ascomycota, Sordariomycetes, Diaporthales, Diaporthaceae. The transcript is spliced from 3 exons.
AUGGCCGGCAAAGUCGAAACUCGUCCGCUCGGCAAGAACGGUCCUGAGGGGGAUGAAGAGCGCUUCGCCUUAUUAGACAAGGCCUACGAGAUGGGGGAGACCUUUUGGGAUACCUCUGAUGCGUACGGCGACUCGGAGGAUCUGAUUGGGAAGUGGUUCGCUGCCAAUCCUGAGAAGCGCAAAGACAUUUUUCUCGGGACCAAAUUCGGCGUCCAGUUCGACCCGGCAACAGGGAUGAAGACAAAUUCAACCCCGGAGUACUGUCGCGAGGCCCUGGACAAAUCGCUUAAACGACUAAGACAAUCCUGUGUCGACCUAUACUACAUCCACCGCUUGGACAAGGUCACCCCAAUUGAGAAGACCGUCGAAGCCAUGGUUGAGCUCAAGAACGCCGGCAAGAUUAAGCAUAUCGGCCUGAGCGAGUGCAGUGCCGAGUCUCUCCGCCGAGCCCAUGUCGUGCAUCCCAUCGCAUGUGUUCAGGUCGAGUACAGUGCUUUCUUGCUCGCCAUCGAGAAGAACAAACUUCUCGCCACCGCCCGGGAACUGGGCGUGGCCAUCGUCGCGUACAGCCCCUUGGGCAACGGCAUCCUGACCAACACCCUCCGCACGCGCCAGGACUUCACCAAGCCCGGCGACAUGCGGGGAAUGCUGCCGUGGCUCAGUGCGGACAACAUCGAGACCAACAUGGCUGUUGUCGACAAGAUCUCCGAGAUUGCAAAGGCAAAGGGCGUUACGACCGCACAGUUGGCCUUGGCUUGGCUUCUCAACCAGGGUGACGAGAUCUUUGCGAUUCCUGGCACCACCAAGGCUUCGCGCGUGGCAGAGAAUUUGGGCAGUUUGUCGAUUACUCUGACACCCGAGGAGGAGCAAGCGAUCCGUAAGUUGUCCGAGGGUGUUGUUGGUGGUCGAGUGCAGGACAUGAUGGGCGGCUCGUUCCUUGAUACUCCACCCCUGUAG